AUGAAUAACAGGUUCGGGUCCCAGAUCAGUACCUACAAUAGGCUGGUGACAGUCUUUGUAGCCAUUGGUUCUAUGACGUAUGGCUACUGUGCUUCGAUCAUCGGUAGCACUAUCGGCCAGCCAGGAUGGUAUACCUACUUUAAUUUGCCUACUGUGGAUGAACCUGGCUAUGCUUCGAUUACGACACCCGCCAUCUCGACGGCCAACGGUGUCUUCAGUGGCGGUGGAGCGGUCGGCACUUUGUUCAUUAUGUGGGCAUGCGACCAAUUUGGUCGGAAGGUCUGUAUUCAACUGGGCGCGUUUUUCGCAAUGUUUGGUGGAGCUCUCCAAGCCGGUGCAAACUCUCUAGAUAUGUUCCAAGCCGGCCGGUUCUUGUGUGGUCUUGGAAUCGGAAUCCUAGUUACUGUUUGCCCGAUGUACCUUUCGGAGAUGUCCAGCCCUUUACGCCGAGGCUGGUUGGUUGGGCACCAUGCGAUAUUCCUCGUGUUCGGAUACAUGCUUGCAGGAUGGGUGGGAUUUGCAUGCUUUUAUGCUGGGAACAUCCCCGCGUUUGGCUGGCGAUUCCCUCUGGCUCUUCAAUGUCUCCCGCCAUUGGUUCUUCUUGCUGGCUCGCCCUGGCUUCCUCGCUCGCCUCGUUGGUUGAUUUCUAAGGGCAAGCUUGACGAGGCUCAGCAUGUGCUUCAGCGUCUCCGCGAGUCUCCCGAGGACCCUGACAACCUUGCCGCGAAGGAAGAGUUUUUCCAGACUAAGGAGCAGAUUAGACUUGAGGCUAAAAAGAUGACCGAGUAUGGAAGUCCAUGGUUGGCUGUCAUUAGGAAGAAAUCAUACCGGAAGCGCAUGAUUAUUGGUUUCCUUACGCAGUGGGGAGCAGAGUUUGGUGGCCCUCUCAUCAUUAACAAUUAUGCUGUUCUGUUGUACACAAACCUCGGGAUGAAGGACGGCAUGCCUUUGCUGCUGAGCGCUAUUUGGUUGACCACGGCUGGUCUGAUCUAUAAUCCUCUGGGUGCUUGGCUCCAUGACAGAGUCAACUCUCGUCGAGGCAUGUACAUAACUGGCUUUGUCGGUAUUAUCGUUACCACAUCGUGUCUCGCUGCUAUGACUUCUGAGUAUGUCGGCACCACCAACAGGGUUGGAAAUGCCUUUGGCAUUUUGUUCAUCUACCUUUACUUGGCUUUCCAAGGUACGUUUUGUGACACAACAAUGUAUCUCUACGUCUCGGAGAUUUUCCCAACAGAGAUCCGUCCAAUUGGCAUGGGAUUCUCGUUGUUCGGCCAGUUUGCUUCAACACUUAUUCUCCUCGAGACCGCUCCUAUGGGCUUCAACAACGCUGGGUGGAAAUAUUAUCUUGUCAUCAUCUGCUGGUCGGUAGUCUUCAUUCCAGUCAUCUACUUCUUCUUCCCGGAGACUGCACGUUUGACCCUGGAAGAAAUUGCCCAAAACUUCGGCGAAGAAGUUGCUGUUCAUCUGACAGAUACUACCGAUGAAGAAAAGGCCAAGCUUGAUGAGAAGCUUGCUCAUUCCAGUGGUGCUAUGUUUGAAUCCUCGAAAACAUCAAAAUCUCCUCAUCAUGGAGAGGAGGCAGCGACUGCUCCAGUACCUGAAGCCGAGAGUAAGGAC
This is a messenger RNA of Penicillium subrubescens, 1617 nucleotides long. Its product is annotated as putative MFS sugar transporter. Lineage: Eukaryota; Fungi; Ascomycota; Eurotiomycetes; Eurotiales; Aspergillaceae. The transcript has 8 exons. Gene Ontology annotation, cellular component: membrane. Gene Ontology annotation, biological process: transmembrane transport; carbohydrate transport. Gene Ontology annotation, molecular function: carbohydrate:proton symporter activity. The record is from RefSeq and is a predicted model, not a curated record. The annotation marks the transcript as partial.